AUGGCAUCGCUUAAAAAAGUUUUACUACCGACGCAGGCAUCGUUUUUGAUCGCCAAACGAUUCCGCGGGAAGAUUAAUAUACAAAGGCCAAAGAAACCUCACUUUGAAAGACAGCUUCUGAUAGACUUAGCAAAACCUAAAUACGGCACUCCGAAAUACCUGCUUCCGGAUGCAGUGCUUUGUGACAGAGGAGAAAAAAGGUACGCAAGAGAGAUAGACAACCCUUUUGAAAGAAUAUUAGCAAAUGAGUGUCUCAACUGGUUUAACACAUCCAAGAUGGUUAUCUUUUUGCAUGUAAAUGCAAUAAGUAUGGAAGAUAAAAUGCCAGUGUUUGCUGCGCUAAGCAAGAACAAUAUGCAUUUAAGAACUUAUGGUAAGAAGAUUGUUAGCAUGGCCACCACAGGGACACGGUAUGAGGCAGUCAAUCACUUGUUUACUUCACACCAAAAUAUUAUUUUUGGACAACCUGAGAAUGUAGCCAAGAUGUUCAAGAUUAUGAAGAAAGCACCUCAAUUAGUCAUUAUGGCCGGAAUCAUUCAAGACAGAUUGAUGUCAAAGAAUGAGUUGUUAGAAUACAGUCAGAUGCAGAACAUUGAUGUGGCGAGGAGUCAGCUGUGUGCUGUACUUGAUAGUGCUGGUUCUUGCCUUGUGAGACAGCUGACUCAAGGCCAGCAGGCCCUGGUAGGCCAUCUAGAGAAGCAUGUAGAGCUCCAGAGUACCUCAAGCAAGGAACCUCAAGAAAGUACUAAAAUAGAAUCGGAGAGUACUAAGGCAGAACCCGAAAGUACAUCAUAA
Spodoptera littoralis (African cotton leafworm) is the source of this 795-nucleotide messenger RNA. The record is from the annotation of a GenBank genome assembly. Lineage: Eukaryota; Metazoa; Arthropoda; Insecta; Lepidoptera; Noctuidae.